UGGCUCGGUAAUAGGCAUCAUGAGGCGGUGUGCCGGAGCUCAGUCCGUGGGAGGGGUCUGCCGAAGCUUUCCCUCUAAUUGACCAGGGAGCAGAAGCAGCCGCAGCCGGGGACACUGAGGGACUCUGCGAGCCGCAUUCUGUCGCUUAAUAACCGAUUACUGAGGCGCAACAGACGGGACUGGAUGUGUUAACGCGUCGGGCGGUUAGUGUGUGUUGGGCUGAGGAGCGGUCUCAAGUGUUUUAUCAGCUGUACUUUAAUGCUUGCGGUACACCCAGGAGAGGCACCGAGUGGAUCCUGCCUGUGCAAAUACUUCAGGCUCGGGCAUAAAGUGGUUUGCGUGCAGGAAACUGUUUGAACGUGUCUCUUUCUUUGCAUGGUGUCGCGGACAGAGACGGGCACAUGGGCUUGCCACAGCCGGAGACCCAUCCUGAUGCUCAGAUGGCUCAUCUCGAACUGUUUUACUUUGAUCAGCCCGAGCCGAGAGACGCCUCCCGAAGUGCCGACGAGCUGAGCUGCGGCGGCGGGGGAAAGUCGCUCCAUCCCGGCGGAGCGGAGGGUUCAGCACCCUGGACAGAGACCCGGAGCGCCGCGCGUCCCGAGGAGGAGACGGAGACGUCUUUCACGUGCAAACACCGGGAGGGAGAGGAGGAGGAGGAGGAAGAGGAGGAGGAGGAGGAUGUCCAGCUGAUGGAGACAAGUCCACCAACCUGCAGACUGAGUCAGAGCUCCUCAAGUGAACUGUACGAGGAGGAGGAGGAGCUGGUGUUGGAUGAGGAGGAGGAGGACAUCCCGGAACUUUACCUGCUGUCCGAUGACGACCUCUCCUCUGAAGCCUCGGGGAAGUCUGUGGAUUACGGCUUCAUCAUCGCCGUGACCUGCCUGGUCACCGGCAUCUCCCUGGUCGCCAUAUCCUACACGGUCCCCAGGGACGUCCGAGUGGACCCGGACAGCGUGUCCGCCCGGGAGAUGGAGCGCCUGGAGAGGGAGAAGGCCAGGGUGGGGGCCCAUCUGGACCGGUGCGUCAUAGCCGGACUGUGCCUGCUCACCCUCGGGGGCGUGCUGCUCUCCACCCUGCUCAUGGUGUCCAUGUGGAAAGGGGAGAUGAUGAGGAGGAAAGCCUUCGCGUAUUCCAGACACGCAGCAAAGUUGUACGGCUCGAUCAAUCUGAGAGCAGGCUCCAGCCCGACCCGGGAGUCCUGCUCGCAUUUGUCAGCGGCUGAUGAGGAUUUAGAAGUGCUGAGCUGAAUGUGUGGACAGGACAAGCGGAGAAGACUCAGAGAAGUGCUUAAAAUCCCACCAGUGCUGUUCUAUAAUCGGGGAUGUGGAGGUUUAAUGCCUUUUUAUUAUUUAUUUCUGACGGCUGAUGCUCCGGUUUUGGUUAAUAUAAGCCUUUUUUUUAAAGCACAGAUUCUCAUUUUUUUCUAAGUCUGUCUUGAUGAAAUAUGCACAUGCCCUGAUGCACACUGAAACAGCUUCUGUUUGCUGCAACUGUUGCUUUUGUCCAUUACAGCCCUGAAGAGUUCAGCCCUGAUUCACUUCUAAUGUAAGUGACUGGGGACCAAAUCUGCAGUUUGAGUACAAAUGCAUUUUAAAGCUCUGAGGCGACAACCCUGAAUCCAAAAAUUUAGUUUCGAUGCUGCAUAAAACAGACCGUGAUCAUCUGAUGUAAAGUCAUGUGAAAUAGUGCAGUAUGUUUCACCCUGAGUGCUUCAAACACAGCCGGUCAGUGACCCUGACACUGUUACCAGAGGUGCAUAACCACACACAUUCUAGUACAAGUACAGACACUUAAGCAAAGGUAAUAGAUUACAGGCUUUGAAAUGUCCUCAAAGUACAAAGUAUCCCUAGUAGUUGAUUGUUGAGUCUCAUUCUCUGGACCUCAAAUAGCCACAAAUAGCAACAAAGUGAGAAAAAACAAAAAAUCCAGGCAGAGGGCUGCAGGUCUCUGCAGGUACGAGACACCAACACGCCUUUUCUCCCCAUUCCAGUCUCGCCUCUCUGUCUGUUUCCAUUUCAUUACGUCUUUGUCGCCGUUUCAUCUUGCUUCUUUUGCCGUGUGUGAUACGUGAUGAUAGGCUGAAAUUAGUUGUGUGAUGUUGGGAAGGUGGUGCAAUGACACUAAAUAAAAAUAAUCCCCUCAAAUGCAUUAAAGAUGAAGAUACGUUCAGAUAUCUGUGUUCAAAUGAAGGGCUAAAAAGAAAAAUAACUAAUAAUACAAAGUCAAGAUACAUGAAACAUCUACUUAAAGUCUACCUAAGUACAAUUAUAGAGUAGUUGUGCUUCGUCACCACCCGCCUCUGGUCAUCAACCCUCAACAGUUACGUUUUGAAGCGCUCCUCUAGUGCAACAUUAUAAAAAGCAUGAAAAAUUCUAAGUUUGUGAAGGUUGGAUGGGUCAUAAACUGAACUUUAUAUCGGAUAACUCAAGUUUGUGUCCUACUUGUGAUUAUGUUAUGUAAUAUGCUGUGAGUUACGUUACUUAAGUAACCUCCAUUACUGAAGUUAUGAGACUGAAUUUUUUGUAAACUUAACCAAAACAUUUCUAUGCCAAACUGUUUGGACACCGUUAAUAACGGUCCAAAAGUUUUAAUAUGUCAUAAUACUGAUUUAACUGUAUGUCAGUAUGCUUUAUUUUGAAAGUCUAACUGAGAGUUGCAUUUUUAGGAAUUAUUAUUAACCUGACCACGAAGCCCUGCACGCAAAACUGAUGCUAGAGUGUCAUAGUUUGAAACUUCAGUCAAGACUACUAGCUUCAUGGCUAACUGAGCUAAAUAGCUUGCAGUGGUUAGAGGUUACACUGGUGAAAUUCUGAACCCUAUUUGUUUUUUUAGUUCUUACCCAUAGUUGUUGUGUGUUGGUCGGUUGGGCCGGCCAACAACCCAAAGCUUCAGAUUUUUAUGAGUUCUGAAUGAGACUCAACAACUGUCUUACACAUCACCGAGCGAGCUGCCAUAACACGUUUCAAACAAGUGGAAUUCUUUAUAAUCAGCUGUUUGGAUCAUUUCACAGGUGAACAGGUUGGUUGGUAAGAGGUAAUCAUGAUUGGGUAUGAAAGAGACGACUUGGAAAGGCUCAGUCGUUCACAAACAAGGACGGGGCGAGUUUCAACUCUUGAUUGUAUAAACGAGGUGACUACAUGGGCUCAGGGACACGGUAGAUGAUUGCAUUCUGUUUUUAUUUUCAUUUUAGCCUAAACACAUUUUUGGGAAUCAGGGUUUUGAUACGAGGAGCAGACCUGCGACAAGGUUUUUAAACACUCUCAGACAGGAUUUUCUUUUCCUCAGUGUUCACUUUACAAGGUAAUCCACCAGAAAUGAUAGCUUUUGAUUGACACCUUAGCCCAAACCUCCGUCUUUGUGUAAUCAUCCUUCAAUUAUAGCUCAACAAGAGAGCACUGUCUGCAGAACGCAGGGAGGGCACUUUGAACAGAAAAGGACUGUCAUUUUUGAAAAUACCAACUUGUUUUGCAGCCUCAUGUUAAAGCGACUCUUCCACCUCGUGCAGUUUCCCUGCUGUAUUACUGUCAGCCUACUUACAGGCUUCUGUACAAAACAAAAACCAACUGUAAGAAUCCCAAUUUUACAAUUUUGGAACCCUGAUCUCAGCGUUAUGUGAAGGCAGAGUAGAAAAUCUGGUUGAAUGAAUGCUUAUGCAGGUUUUGUUACUUAGUAGUAGAAAGAGGCUGUGGACGAUCUCGAGUCCCUGUCACAGGAAACACAUUUCAGCAGGAGACACAACAUGCCCGUCUGCUCUCUGGUUGUUUUACCUCAUUUUCUAUCACCCUCCUUCUUUUGUUUGCAGUGCAGAGUUUCCACAGCUAUUCCAUUUACUCAGCCGGCACCUGGUUGAUGGGGAACCAAUCCAUACGCAGGAGUAGAUGCAAAAAAACGUUGUCUAUUACCAGUUUAACGGCAGAUAAACCUUCUCUUCACCGCUUUCUCUGAACUCUUCACAGCCACAAUAGACAAAACGGAUAAUUGCUGCAACCAGGAGCUCUUUUUUUGUGUGCACAUGGGCAUGUAAGAGUUGUAUUAAGAUUUAAAGUUCAAAGUAAACCUUACAUGAUGACACGCUGUACAGAAGUAUUAAAACGUGAGGUUUUUGGACUUGUGUUAUCUAGAAAUAUAUAUUUUGUUUACAUUGGUGGAUGGUGGUUUGCCUUCUGAUUAACCCUGAACCACCGCAUCCGUUCCUCUGAUGAA
Molecule: messenger RNA, 4203 nt
Organism: Acanthopagrus latus (yellowfin seabream)
Lineage: Eukaryota; Metazoa; Chordata; Actinopteri; Spariformes; Sparidae
Product: transmembrane protein 74-like
Exons: 1
Coding region: 402-1247 (281 amino acids)
Source: RefSeq, a predicted model, not a curated record